Molecule: messenger RNA, 3049 nt
Organism: Leopardus geoffroyi (Geoffroy's cat)
Lineage: Eukaryota; Metazoa; Chordata; Mammalia; Carnivora; Felidae
Gene: WDR74
Product: WD repeat domain 74
Exons: 11
Coding region: 1851-3008 (385 amino acids)
Biological process (GO): ribosomal large subunit biogenesis
Cellular component (GO): preribosome, large subunit precursor; nucleolus
Molecular function (GO): protein binding
Source: RefSeq, a predicted model, not a curated record
GCUUCUCGGCCUUUUGGCUAAGAUCAAGUGUAGUAUCUGUUCUUAUCAGUUUAAUAUCUGAUACGUCCUCUAUCCGAGGACAAUAUAUUAAAUGGAUUUUUGGAAUUAGGAGAUGGAAUAGGAGCUUGCUCCGUCCACUCCACGCAUCGACCUGGUAUUGCAGUACUUCCAGGAACGGUGCACCCCCCUUUGGGGGAACAAUAAUGGUUUUAAAAAAAGAACAGUGUUUUUAGAAGGGUUUCGGCCCUAGUCAGGGAGUGUUGGUUUUCCUUCAACAUACUAAGUCAACGGGGCUACUAAGUAGUUUAAUUGGAACAUAUAUGACUUAACCUGACUUGUGAGCUCGCGAGCUUUUCCACCUCUUUUUACUCCGCCGUCGGCUCCGCGCUGAUAACUCAGAAAUUGAAGUCUUUUCCGGGUUGUGUGUUUUUCCGCCGCCCGUGCUCUGUCUUUGUCAGAUAGAAGUGUACUAACGUUAAUAAGAAUAAUAUAUUGCUCAGCGGGGAGCGUUCUGAUACAAGCAAGUAAAGUAAUUUGAGAAUGAUCCCCGUUGUUUCUCACUCUGCGUGCAAAAAUUGUUUUCCUGGUAUGUUUAUCGAUGUGCUUCUCCCCAAGGCAGUUUCUAUUUGGUAAAAUAACUUUCUCGGUCUGGGAGCUGGAGUAGCAACUUUUUUUCUCUUGCAGUUUUAGAAAAUGCUUUCUUUAAAGGGUUCAAAAACGAUUUGCAGGUUUGUUUUAUCCUGGAUUAUAAAGGGGAACUCCCGGGGGAUCGGCCCAGCCUAGCCUAAACCCCAGGUGUACCCCCGAGUUUACAAUGAGAGGAAACCUUUAAGGUUAAGGUGGAGUUUAGAUUUGAUUUAAUGUAAUAGGCUCAAUACAAACUUGGACUGUGGAGGGGAGACAAAGGGGUCAAUGUCCAGUGUACCCUGUGAAGUAGACAUCGUGCUUGUUACCUUGGGAACAACGUUUGCAUAAGUGUGGAAUGUUGUGCUCAGAACCCUCAUUUCACAGCUCUGCAGCUGAGCUGGAAAUCGAGGCUGCUUCUUUGUGAGGCCUUGUGCAGGCAAGAGUGCGAUGCUUUAUUUCUUACUGAUAAAAUUUUAAACGGGCAAAUUUCUGGUACUCUAAUCUCAGAGAACAAAAUCUCUGUAAUAAAAUUGUAGUCAUUCACAGGAAGGGUGGUUACAUUUAUGCAGCAGCAGCUUGUACCUGGGAGAAAUACUGUUAAUUUUGCAGUUUUAUUCUCAGUUGGAGCUGAUGUUUUUUACCAUCACCAAACCUCAAUGCGAGGAAAUAAAAACGCAGCUACCUCCACUUUCUAGGUUUCUAUUUUAAGAUCAUCGGUUUCAUUUUCCCCAUCCUUCGUCGGUUUGUGGCUUUUAUGCUCGAGGUUGAAGCCAUGCGCCUCAGUGAUUUUUUUUUUUUUUUUCCUCAAGUGUGCUCGUCUUUCUUGUCUUGUACAGAAAACAUAUUACACGAUGCUUUGGAGCAGGAAGGCGCCUUCCACUCCAAGUACACAACUGUCAAGUUACUCUCCAGAUCUCCACCAGCACCCCCAGAGUUCGUAAAGCAAAACCAGCUGCAGAAGGCAGGGGACCAGGGGAUCUUUACUCUUCUCUUUUUUAUUAUUUUAAGUUUGUAUUUAUUUAAGUGAUCGGUACACCCAUCGUGGGGCUUUAGAACUUACGAUACGGAGAUCAAAAGUCACGAACUCCUCCCACCCAGCCAGCCAAGCGCCCUUCUUCCGGCUUUUUAAACUGCAAGAGACGGCGUUCAUCCGGAUCAAACGCGGCGCGCUGGUGACGCAACGCUGCGCCGGAAGUGCGAGCCGUGGGCUGCUGGGUUCCGUUAUGGCAGCUGCUGGGGCACGCUGGAACCAUGUGUGGGUGGGCACCGAGACCGGGAUCCUGAAAGGGGUGAACCUUCAGCGCAAACAGGCGGCGAACUUCACGGCGGCAGGACAGCCGCGGCGCGAGGAGGCGGUGAGCGCCCUGUGCUGGGGCGCGGGCGGCGAGACUCAGAUCCUGAUGGGUUGCGCCGACAAAACAGUGAGGUACUUCAGCACCGAGGAGGGCAGAUUCCAGGGCCACAAGCACUGCCCCGGCGGGGAGGGCACGUUCCGAGGCCUCGCCCAGGUCGACGGCACCCUCAUCACAUGUGUGGAUUCUGGGAUUGUCCGCGUCUGGCGUAACAAUGACAAGGAAGCAUCCUCUGACCCACUCCUGGAGCUGAGUGUGGGUCCUGGGGUGUGCAGGAUGCGCCAAGACCCAGCACGCCCGCACGUGGUUGCCACGGGUGGGAAAGAGAAUGCUUUGAAGGUGUGGGACCUACAGGGGUCGGAGGAGCCUGUGUUCAGGGCCAAGAAUGUACGGAACGACUGGCUCGACCUGCGGGUUCCCAUCUGGGAUCAAGAUAUACAGUUCCUUCCUGAAUCUCAGAAGCUUGUCACCUGCACAGGGUACCAUCAGGUCCGUGUCUACGAUCCAGCCUCUCCCCAGCGUCGGCCAGUCCUAGAGGCCACCUACGGAGAGUAUCCACUUACGGCCAUGACCCUCACUCCCGGGGGCAAUUCAGUGAUCGUGGGCAACACUCAUGGGCAGCUGGCAGAAAUUGACCUUCGGCAAGGGCGCCUACUGGGCUGUCUGAAGGGGCUGGCAGGCAGUGUCCGAGGAUUACAGUGCCACCCUUCAAAGCCCCUACUAGCCUCCUGUGGCUUGGACAGAGUCUUGAGGGUGCACAGGAUCCGGAAUCCACGGGGUCUAGAGCAUAAGGUUUAUCUCAAGUCUCAACUGAACUGCCUCCUCCUGUCAGGCAGGGAUGACUGGGAGGAUCAGCCCCAAGAGCCUCAAGAGCCCAAAAAGGCGGCCCCAGAAGACACAGAGACAGAUGAACUUUGGGCCUCCUUGGAGGCAGCCGCCAAGCGGAAGCUCCCUGAUUUGGAGCAGACCCAAGGGGCUCUCCAAACCAGAGGGAGAAAAAAGCAGCGGCCUGGAUCCACCAGCACCUGAAGAGCCUGUGCUCACUUUGUCAAUAAACAGUUUAACACCCA